CGCUGCCGUAUUUGACCCAGACAGAGAAGCGAAGAAACAUUGAUUCCAGAAAGGGAGAGGAGAGAGGGGAAGAAGACGCCAGAGUCACAACCCGCCGCAGAUCUCCUCCGUCCUCCGCGACCAGCCCCGCUUUGUCCUCCAUGGAGUGCGUCCGCUCGGGGGCUCUUGAUCUGGGGCGCUCCGGAAAUUUCUUGGGGAAGAGCGGCUCCACGACGUCAUGUGGUAAAGUCAGAUGUUCUACAAACCUUGCUGGUUCUACCAAAUGUGAGCAGAACUUGCAUGGGAAGGCUAAACCCUUGCUGUUGUCAGCAAGUGGAAAAGCAAGGGGAACCUCUGGUUUGGUUCACAGAAGUCCAGUACUUAAACAUCAGCACCAUCUUUCUGUGAGAUCCACCUCUACCGAUGUAUGUACUACUUUCGAUGAAGAUGUCAAAGGUGUAUCUUCACAUGCCGUCGAAGAAAAGGUUGGAGUGCUCUUAUUAAAUCUUGGUGGUCCAGAGACCCUCAAUGAUGUUCAACCAUUUUUGUUCAACCUCUUCGCUGAUCCAGAUAUCAUUCGACUCCCUAGGCUGUUCAGGUUUCUUCAAAGACCACUGGCCAAACUUAUAUCUACUUUUAGAGCUCCUAAGAGUAAAGAGGGGUAUGCCUCAAUUGGUGGUGGAUCACCUCUGCGGAAAAUUACCGACGAGCAGGCAAAUGCUUUGAAGGUUGCACUAAAAAGUAAGAACUUGGAAGCAGAUAUUUAUGUUGGAAUGCGGUAUUGGUACCCAUUCACCGAAGAAGCCAUUGAUCAGAUUAAGAAGGAUAAAAUCACAAAGCUUGUGGUUCUUCCACUAUACCCUCAAUACUCCAUAUCAACAAGCGGAUCUAGCAUCCGCGUUCUCCAAAACAUUGUCAAGGAAGAUCCAUACUUUGCUGGCUUGCCAAUUUCCAUUAUUGAAUCUUGGUACCAGCGCGAGGGCUAUGUGAAAUCAAUGGCUGACUUAAUUGAGAAGGAACUAUCUGUUUUUUCGAAUCCUGAAGAGGUUAUGAUAUUCUUCAGUGCACAUGGAGUACCACUUACCUAUGUUAAGGAUGCUGGAGAUCCAUACAGAGAUCAGAUGGAAGACUGCAUUGCUUUGAUCAUGGAGGAGUUGAAAUCCAGAGGAACCUUGAAUGACCAUACUCUGGCCUACCAGAGUCGCGUGGGACCAGUUCAAUGGCUUAAGCCAUAUACUGAUGAAGUUUUAGUUGAACUUGGUCAAAAGGGUGUUAAGAGUCUCCUGGCUGUCCCAGUAAGCUUUGUGAGCGAGCAUAUUGAGACACUGGAAGAAAUCGACAUGGAGUACAGGGAGUUGGCUCUAGAGUCGGGCAUUGAGAACUGGGGGAGGGUUCCAGCUCUUGGAUGCACCUCAUCCUUCAUCUCGGACCUCGCUGACGCUGUCGUCGAAGCCCUUCCCUCUGCCUCCGCGAUGGCGACCAGAAAGGUCAAGGAUACUGACUCUGACAUGGACAUGAUGCAUUAUCUGACCAAGAUGUUCUUGGGCUCGGUCCUGGCCUUCUUCCUGCUGUUAUCGCCGAGGCUAGUUUCUGCUUUCCGGAACACUCUUCAGUGAGCUGCUUAUUUUUAUCGAUGCGACGUGGUUAACCAUUUUGGUGAUUGUAACUAGAAACCAUAUAGAUUUACCGUUGAAUAAUUUAUAACUUGUUUUUUUUUGUGGUAGACUGCCAUGAUAAUAACAAUAUAAUUUAUGGCCGAGAAAAAAAUGCAAGAGUUUGUUCACUUA
Molecule: messenger RNA, 1766 nt
Organism: Hordeum vulgare subsp. vulgare (domesticated barley)
Lineage: Eukaryota; Viridiplantae; Streptophyta; Magnoliopsida; Poales; Poaceae
Product: ferrochelatase-2, chloroplastic
Exons: 9
Coding region: 141-1595 (484 amino acids)
Biological process (GO): heme biosynthetic process
Molecular function (GO): protoporphyrin ferrochelatase activity
Source: RefSeq, a predicted model, not a curated record